This is a messenger RNA of Carassius auratus (goldfish), 3179 nucleotides long. RefSeq names its product syntaxin 5A (gene stx5a). The coding region runs from base 408 to 1316 and encodes 302 amino acids. Gene Ontology annotation, cellular component: Golgi membrane; SNARE complex; endomembrane system. Gene Ontology annotation, molecular function: SNARE binding; SNAP receptor activity. The record is from RefSeq and is a predicted model, not a curated record. Gene Ontology annotation, biological process: vesicle fusion; endoplasmic reticulum to Golgi vesicle-mediated transport; intracellular protein transport. Lineage: Eukaryota; Metazoa; Chordata; Actinopteri; Cypriniformes; Cyprinidae. The transcript has 11 exons.
AAACGAUUAUAACCCAUGUCAGGAAUGUGUUAGCGAGUGCUUAAGGUCCAUCUGGAGUGUUUAUAGUUAAAAUUAAGACAGACAUUGUCGAGUUUUGGGCCAAUUAGCGCCCAAAGGAAUGCGUAACGUUACUGCUGGACUGAAGACGGGUUCAGUCUCUAUACAGACGUAAACAAACCUGUUAACACCUUGAAGGAUAUAAUUCGUGUUUAGAACAUAUAAUGUGCGGAGUUGCUGAAGAACAGUCAGCUCUUCCAAGCUCUUAGUAACAUCUGAAGUCUGAAGUGUUUGCUUUGGCCUCAUAAAGACACCAGCGGAGAAUUUUACAGCAUCCGGAUUGCUUUAGACUCACUGUCACACAAAAACGUCCUGAUAUCAUUUAGAGAAGGAGGUUCUGCAGCAUUAUCAUGACGUGUCGGGACCGCACACUUGAGUUCCAGUCGGCUUGUAAGUCACUGCAGGGGAGACAGUUACAGAAUGGGACUCACACUAAACCUGCCAUUAAUGCCAUUAAACAGCGCAGUGACUUCACUCUUAUGGCCAAGCGAAUUGGGAAAGACUUGAGCAACACGUUUGCCAAGCUUGAAAAGCUUACAAUUUUGGCUAAGAGGAAGUCUUUGUUCGAUGAUAAAGCAGUGGAGAUUGAGGAACUAACGUACAUCAUUAAACAGGACAUCAACAGUCUGAACAAGCAGAUAGCGCAGCUGCAAGACUUUGUACGAUCCCGGAGUGGGCAAAACGGCCGCCACAUCCAGACACAUUCCAACACAAUUGUUGUCUCCCUGCAGUCCAAGCUGGCAUCAAUGUCAAACGAUUUCAAGUCAGUCCUGGAAGUGAGAACAGAGAAUCUGAAGCAGCAGCGCAGCAGAAGAGAGCAUUUCUCCCAGGCCCCUGCCUCAGCCUCUCCUCUGCUCACCAAUAACUUCAACAGCUCCGUUCUGAUGCAGGAUGAGUCCAGGAGUCUGGGAGGAGAGGUGGCCAUCGACAUGGACUCUAGAGCAAACCCUAUGCAGCUGCAGCUCAUCGAUGAACAGGACUCGUAUAUCCAGAGCCGAGCAGAUACCAUGCAGAACAUCGAGACCACCAUUGUGGAGUUGGGUUCCAUCUUUCAACAGCUGGCCCACAUGGUCAAAGAGCAGGAAGAGACGAUUCAGAGGAUUGACGCCAAUGUGGAGGACACCCAGCUGAAUGUGGAAAUGGCCCACACUGAGAUACUGAAGUACUUCCAGUCUGUCUCCUCCAAUCGCUGGCUCAUGAUCAAGAUAUUCCUCGUUCUCAUCAUCUUCUUCAUCAUCUUUGUGGUCUUCCUCGCCUGAGAAGGAGCGACCUUGAGUGUAAGGAGGGAUGAAAACGGAGCCAAAGGUUUUGAAGGAGGGAGGAGAAGGUUAUGGACUUAUGGGCGAAUGUGCAAAAACACAAGUAGACUGUGCCACAGGGGACUCUGGCUCCCGGGGGGAGGGUGUGGUGGGGUGGGAUGAUUUUAGUCAGAGGGACUUGAGUCAGAUGUUAAUUCUGUCACUGUCGACUUUCACUCUCUUGCACUAGAGGGUGAUGGAGGAUGAUGCUGAUGAAGGAGGACCUGAGAUUUACUGUGUAUUUAUAAAAAAAGAGAGAGAGCGAGAGAGAGAGAGAGAGAGAGAGAGGUAGUGUUCUGAUUCACUCUGUUCUCUUUAAGCUUCAUCUACAUCUGAAUGAAUAGUUGAGCCUUCGUUUGUUAUUAAUGAUCGCAUAUUAAAAGAGAAGGCUUUUUCCCCAAGUGGUUUGAUUCUCCAAACUGCUUUAGUUGGUAUUUCUCAAUGUUAUCCGGAAUCAGCGAUAACAAAUUGUUUCUUCUUUUUUUCCUUUAAAUUAAAUGUGACCUGGUUAUCCUCAUAAAAUACUCCUGAUAAUAAUAAUUCCCCCAUUAAUCUUUAUUAAUAUUGUUAUUGUAUUUAUAUCAUAAAUACAGGCAGUUAUUUGCAACUUAUAAGUGAAUCUCACAAAGGAAUAUCAGUCAUAUUUUACCCCCCAAAAUUUGAUAGGAAAAAUAAUUAAUACAAAAAGUGAUGUGUUUCUAGGACCUUUGACUUUUUUUAUGAAAACUAAGUUCUUAUAUGUAAUGUGAAAACAAUACUGUAUAAUGAUAUUUAUUAGGCUAUAUCUAGCAUGAUUUUUAUUUUAAUUAUUAAUAAUAGUAUGAAUUAAAUUAAGUACAAACAAUGCUACCUUAUUAUGUACUUAUAAUAAAUGUACAAAUAAAUUUAUAAAUUGAAUAUUUUUCUUUCACAUUACAUUUAUGGGAAUUUGGGGGGAAAUGUGCUUAGUUGUCAUUAAGAUAAUGCCACAAUGCAAAAAAAGAUAUAUAUUUUGAUGGUCCUAAAAAAAUAGAAAUUUUUCUUUUGUGGGUGGGGAAAUAUAAGUCUGAUAUUUUCUGAUCAUUUUCAUCAGAUUCUUCUUUCUUGUGUUAAGGCCUUUUGAUUGCAGGCUCUGUAAAUAUGGGGUCUGUAAUGUUAUAUACUGUUUAGAGAAUUUCAGUUUGUUUCUUUUUUCUUUUUUUUAUUCUGCCAAAUACACAAGAAGGAGUUCGAGGAAAUUGCCUGGUCUUAUGAUUUUGCUUUGUGCAGGAAUAAACAAGGUGCGAAUGAAGACCAGAGUUUUAUACAGUACUAUAGAAUUUAAAAGAUCAUACUGUGGUUUAAGUAGCCCAAAGAGACUCCAGACAGGUCUAAAGCUAUAAACGGCUCAUUCAUUACAUCAGGAUAUGUUUGGUGAUGAAACCGACCGGUACUCUGAGAACUGAACGCUGGAUGUGUUUCCUUCAUUUGAGAGGAGCAGCUUUGGCCGGAUGAACAUUCUGGCCGCCUGCACAAAGAACCGAAGAUCAGCUCCUUCAUGCUGUGAAUAAUGAAACCGGAAAGGGAGCUGGCAGACAUGAUGUCUUCUUCACUUAGAAGCAGGAUUUUCUAGGUCAAACUUUCUAAUUUGGUAAAUCACAGACUUUCUCUCUCCCACACAUGCCACACUAUCUCAAAUCAAACUCAUGAACGAUGUACAGUGAUUAUUUAAUGAGCACUUUUUUAUGGGGACUCCCGUUUCCAGGCUUUUUUAGCUGAAUGGUCUGCAUCUCUUGUAUAAACUGAGCAAACACUGUUGUAAUGUAAGGACAAACAGUACAUAUUAAAACCCAUCUGAGAAACUAA